This is a messenger RNA of Lineus longissimus, 3289 nucleotides long. RefSeq lists its product as uncharacterized. Gene Ontology annotation, molecular function: protein binding. The coding region runs from base 445 to 2652 and encodes 735 amino acids. The transcript has 11 exons. Lineage: Eukaryota; Metazoa; Nemertea; Pilidiophora; Heteronemertea; Lineidae. Gene Ontology annotation, biological process: signal transduction. The record is from RefSeq and is a predicted model, not a curated record.
UAGCUGGGCCUACCAUUAUGAUUAAUUUGGUCUGCAUUCUUCCUUUUGGCUUAAGCUCUAAAGCAUAUACCAGCCAUAGAUUGUAUGCUAUGUUAUACAUGGCCAGUUACGAUUAACAUGCCUGGUUGUGGUUAUUGACUUGAUUUGACUGUGAGACUGGCUUAAAGGGAGUCUCAAUAUAAGCAGCAGUGGUAUGAGUUAAGAGUAAAUCACGGAUUUGCUUCGCCUUGUAUUCAAACCGUGCGGAAAAAUUCAGCUAGAUUCUCCGACCACCCUGGAUGUUUUUAGAACUGGGACAGAAGCUACCCUGGGAGCCACACUAUAAUGACAAUAUGCAUGAUGCAAAACAGAUGUUGAGAGGUUCUCCUGAAAUUUGAGGAUUAGGAUUGUGGAGGCCAUUCCAUUUUGUUCCCAAGCGGCAUAGAUAAGAGUCCACCUGCUAAAAUGGGGACCAACAUGUCCACCCAAGACCCUAAUGCGGGUAAUGCCAAUCCGGAUUAUUUGAGCGCUUACAAUGAGAACAUUUUCGACCAUCAGUCAUUUAAGGCAAAAACUGAAGAACUGAGAAAAUGUAAUGCCAAAGACAUGAAUCCGGAGGGCCAAAGCUAUGGUUCAUUUACUGUUGAUCCGUUUGUUAAGGGACAUUACACAGGGACGCACUCUGAAGUUUCAAGUGGCCAAUUGGACGACUCCGUGAAACAAAAAAGUUAUGCACCCCCACCACGAUCAUGCGUGCCCCCAGCCCCUCCGUUACCAUCUGAUGGUAUACUAGUGAAAAGACAAUCGAGUUUGAGCCAAAACGAUAAAACAAAAUCAGAUGAAGGAUUGCCUACUUUGGAUGACAAUUGGCCUGCCAUAAUAGAGGGGUUUGAAGCAGUAAUCAAACUAAUAGAGAGUACAAGGGAAGAAUCUGCCUUUAAAAAUAUGUUGGAGCAAAUGGAUUCUAAACUUAAUGGACCAUAUAACACCUUUACUCAUAAGGACGAGCGGAAAAGGAUGGGUGAUUAUCUUGCUACUAAGACAGACUUUGCAAAGGUUAUUUCUCAACUCUAUUUUCAUCUGAUGCUUUCAAAAAAAUAUGUGCAUUAUACCAAACAUUCUACGGAUACACCAAGUGAUAUUGCCCUACUAAUCCUAAGGAAUUUUAUGUGGAAUUUUACGGACAUGUGCAAGGGGCUUGCUAAGAAGUUUGCAGAGACGGGGAUAGUCGAGAGCCUGCUUAGUGACGUGGAGUUCAUGACAGAUCAAGUCCUGCAAAUGGCUCAAAUGGAUCCAAAGCUCAGCAGGAUGGCCAACCAUCCGAUAUUUUCGGCGUUUGGAGUCCUCCACAACUGCGUAAAGGCGCCCAAUGUUAAGAUGAAGUACAGCAAGCACAAUGCCGUCGAUAUCAUUUUUCCCUACUUCAAAUGCAAAAAUGAGGCCAUCAAAGCGACAGCGGUGAUGAUUCUCUCCUAUAUCAUUGACGAAGAAAACAACGACCUCCUCGUCGCCGAUAAGGAGGUGUUCGACUUCACGAUCCUGACCUUGAAGAAAGCGUUGAGCUCGCCAGACAAACGGGCCGAUGGAUUCUCUUCUUAUGAGCUAACAGAGGCCUUGACAGGUAUGGCCAAGAAUGACACCAACAAGUGCCUGAUAGCUGAGCUCGGUGGGCUUAAGCCACUGGUGAGGCUUCUUGAGAUUGGAGAUGAUGACGAGAAAUCUGCUGCUGCGGAAGCGAUAUGGAUGCUGGCUUUUCACGAUGAUAACAAAGACCGGAUGAGGGACGAUCCAAACAUCGUACCAUUGCUCAAGGGUCUCAAGAACAGCCCUAACUGGCGUCUAAGGAAACGCUGUGAAGGAGCAUUGUGGGAAAUAAACGUAAAACGGAAAGACACUACUCCUGUUAGAGUGUCGUCGUCUGACAUUGUUGGUGGAGAAUCAACCGAGAAACAGCCUCACAUCAUGCUGAGUUACGAUUGGUCACAUCAAGACUUAGUUAAAAAGAUCUCUGAUAGCCUCAAAGCCAGUGGUUAUAAGACCUGGAUAGAUGUAGAACAGAUGGAGGGGUCAACGUUACAGGCCAUGGCUGAAGCUGUGGAAGACUCGACCAUUGUCUUAGCUUGUGUAUCAGAGAAAUACAAGGACAGUCCAAACUGUAGAUCAGAGGCUGAAUAUGCCUACCGUAUGAACAAGGAGAUCAUUCCCAUCAUGGUGCAAGCAAACUAUCGUCCCGAUGGCUGGCUCGGUCUACUCAUUGGCACAAAACUCUACUACGAUUUCUCGGGAAAGCAUCCCUUUGAUAAGAAGUUAGCUGAACUGAUAAGGGUUCUUGGCCCGAGGGGUAAACCCGGGGCCCUUCCUGCUGUUCCUGUUGUUGAGAAGAUCACAGCUGAAGAAGCACAACCUGUAAAGUCGUCACCAUUGACGUCUCACGACUCGGAUAUCUCGAAAUGGAAGCCAAGGGACGUCAUGGAUUGGUUGAAUAAAAAUGAUGUAUCUUUCUUGCCAAAGUUGUUAACUAUGCAUGGAAAGCACUUGGUCUUCCUGAAGAAACUGUCAAUCCAAGCCCCGGAAUUCUUCUACAACUAUCUUCAAAGUAACCUUGGACUUGAGGACCUUGAUUCUUUGAUGAAGUUCAGCUGCGCUGUAGAGGAUUUGCCCUGUGGGAGCUGAUAGCAAAUUCGCUUUUGCCGACUGAUUAACCAGUCCAGGGCAUCAUAACGCACACUACAAUGGACUAAAGUACCGAUUCAAUGACAUCAUGACGCAAUGCACUGUCAAAAAAAGUGACGUUACAUCUUUCUGUGAAUGACGCUUUAACGCACGGUGUACAUGGAAAAUGCUUAAAGUCCCGCUGGAUUGAAUCCUAGUGUACAAUUUUAUGCUUGUGUCACGUUAUGCCAGCAUGAUUUUCGAUAUUACAUCAUGUCCCAUACAAACCUUUUAAAUUGCCUGUUAACACAAAGUCAGUGAUGUAGUCAAGUCAUUGAAAACGGCCAAGGUCGCAGUUGACACGGUGACAUAAGCCCUGGUCUUGUUUGACCUGUCGCAGUUGGCAGCAACAGGGUUAAAGCACCACUGAUUUGAAUCCUAGAAAUGGAGUUUUUAUAGCUACACUGUAUUGCAGUGCAAGAGCUGAAACCUACUGUAUUAAAUCCUAGAAAGAGAUUAUUCAAUGUACCACUGUAUUCAAGCCAAGUGAAGGAGUUACUAAAAGCCCCACUGUAAUGAAUCUCUGAAGAGAGGCUUUUAGAAUUCCAUUGUAUUCAGUCCCUGUGUCGAAGCUGUUAAAACAAUUACUGUUAUUAAA